Messenger RNA from Larimichthys crocea (large yellow croaker), 7140 nucleotides. RefSeq names its product chromosome XXI C15orf39 homolog (gene prmt2ip). The coding region runs from base 345 to 4514 and encodes 1389 amino acids. The record is from RefSeq and is a predicted model, not a curated record. The transcript has 3 exons. Lineage: Eukaryota; Metazoa; Chordata; Actinopteri; Sciaenidae.
AGGGUGUGACUCCGCCUAUUGAUCAAAGACCAUCCUCCUCCCUUUUGUCUUUUCUUCAGUUUGUUAACUUCUCUAAAAGCCGCGUGGACUUCGGGCGAGCCGCUCCAACCUCUUGGCAGGUUUUUCAUUUUCAUUUUUUUUUGGUUUGUUUUCGGGGUUUUGUUUGUGGCGCAUCCGGACUGACCCAGUCUUCCAAACAAGCCAGAGAAGACGCACACUCUCUCUCUCUCUGCACUCUUUUCCUAGAAGUUGUGUUUCAUGGAGUCUUUGUGGAAAUCAUUAAUUGUCACCACAGCGGCGAGGUCUGGAGCCAAAUCAUUGCACUAUCAUAACAAAGUUACCACAUGAUGAGCAGCCAGUCAAUGCAGACCCUUGUUGACCCAGUGUUUCAACCCAAGAUGCCAUUAUUCGAUGGGACCAUAGCAUCCACAGGACUGUCAAAGCCACAAAAUAUGUCUGAUUUCCUGGGUAAGACGCUGCAGUACAACGGGGCCUACUUUACUUAUGACCCCAGAGGAAAAGACGGAGCACGAUUCAUUCCUCCUUGGAGCAACUCAAAGACCUCUCUGCUGGAUGGUAGAAGUCCUGUGACUCACCUCUCAGGCAUGGAGGGACAAAACCACAUAAUUUACAGGCAAGACAGCAAUUCUUCAGAAGAAGGCCAUUCUCAUUCCUCCUCUCUGCAUCAUGUACCGGUGAAAAAGGGGUUUACAUUAUACAGAAAAAGUCCUGGGAUCAGCAGUCCUGCAGCUGCUACAUCAGUGGCUGUGGGAAAAACAAAAAAUGGGAGUGAGAAUUCAUCUCCCCCAUCUGAAAACUCUGUUUACCUAGCGAUUCCUAAGCCAGUUUAUGGACAUAACCCCUGCUGUAAUGAACUGGGUUGUGUGAUAGGACAGCGAUACAGUCUGGAACAUGGCACGCAGAGGAUACCAAACACUGUAUAUGAGCAUGAUUGGAUGCAAAAUGAUGCUCACUACACUGAAAGACCACCCAUCCACAGGAAAGUACAAGACUCACUGCUGCAACAAAGACGUUUACAGUUUGAGCCCAGUACAGAACCACUAAAAGGGAUACCCGUGGAGACCUACAGCCCAGGUAGAGCAAGGACUUUGCCUGCUAUGAUUGAUCCAAACAACAGAAGUUACCCCUGCACCCUGACUCGUACACUGUUUGGUUCUGUAAGUGAGCAGAGCCAGCGUUUACAGACUUCCCCCCAAGGCUAUGCUAGUUUAUACCCCUCCCAUCCUACAUAUGAGAAUAUGACCUCAGAGGUUUAUCAGGAACAUUCUCCCAUGUCCAAAUAUGGCCAGCUAACACAGCACUCGAUGUUUUACUACCCCCAGGCAAAUGUGGAGGUAGAAAACAGGACACAGUGUAAAGAUACUGGCAGUAAGCAGAGAGAAGAUGUCCCCGUUAUUCUUAAACACACAAUCUCAACUCCCCGGGAGCAUUACAUGGUGCCUCAGUCGCUUCAUGGGGAAAUUCCAUUGCCUUUGCCUAGCGCUGAAACAUUGCCAAAUCGUUCCUUUAUGCGGGGAUUUGACUAUCCAUGUUAUGCUGUUCCUGGAUUUCAUUUAAAUGCAAGUCAAAUCAGACCCCCCCUAACCACCAACUCACCAUUACGACAUGUAGACCAAACCAGUCCUACCAGACGUAUAAGCCAACCUGGCAUUUCGCCAUCCAGCAUACAAAUGAACAGAUUUUUCCCCCCACUCAACAGCCUGCACAUAGACCGACCUGUCCUUCCAUCAACUGGCUUGAACAUGGACAGACCCCUGGACUAUUCCUCCUGUGAAUCUCGGGUUAGGUGCUCGAAACAACCAAAAGGUCUUCCUGUUUCCCCAGCACCAUGGCUGCCCCAGUCACCCCAUCACAACCAAAACCACACAGCUCUACCUUAUAGUGCAAAUGUCAGAAAAAUUAUUUAUUCCCCUGCUGUUGCACCAGGAAAUAAACACAGUGGCACUGGAUCUGAUUCAGCCAAGGCUGUUCUUAGACGAUGCCUGAAGAGAAGUAUUUCUCACUCAUCUUCACCUAUCAAAAUAAAAGAGGAGGAGCAAGAGGACAGGGGUUUAUUUGAAAUGGAACUUAUUAGGAAACGACAAAGGGUGGAAAUGGAGAAUGCACAUGUAGAAAAUAAAACAAGGUCUCCUCCUAUGCCAGUAAUUGACAAUGUCUUCAGUCUGGCACCUUACCAAGCAUACCUGCAAGCCUCUGGAGUCUUAUUUCCAGGCAGAGUACCACAGAGACCUGUCCAGUCAUCUGAGCAAGUCAAACCCAAGACUGUCAUCAAAGAGAAAAGGCAAGAUCAAGAUGAGCAGCCUGUUGUUUCCAAAGUAAUCUGUGCGAAUACUCCAACAGAGAAGCCUGUUGUAGAAACCUUUGAACUCAAAAAUAUUAAAGUGGAAAAAGUAGAUCCAACAGACACAGACAACUUUGUAGAGAGGGACUGCAGCAAAGGAGCAAUCAAAAAAGAACCUGAAGAAACUGGUUCAUCCGACAGUGAGCACAUGUUGGUGAUAAAGAAAUGUGAACCUGAUGAAUUUGAAAGUAAACCUUCAGUAGCAGUUGAAAAGACUGAGACUUCAAAUGAGUCCAAACCUGGGGAGGUGACAACACAGAUGAACUUGUCUCCUCAGGGUGAUACAUGCAAACAGCACGAACCUGUCGUCACCGGUGAAAUCAAAUCAGUUACUCCACCUCAACCAACUGAGCGCAGACUAAAUUUCAAAAACAUUCCUCCCCAGUGUCUGAAACUGUCCACCUAUAAUAUAGUUCUCAGUGAUACAAAGCAUUUGAGCCAGGUUCUGCCAUCAGAUAAGCCACCUGUACAGCUAACAACUGAAUUUAUACCGAAACUAGAGCUCCAAAUGCCAGUCCGCAAGCACUUCUUUGAGUUGCACCAUUCCCUCUACAAGCUAGUAUCCAAAUCUGUGUUGGCCUCUUCAGAACAGGAUCUCAGAACCUGGUUGUCUCAGUUGGAACUGACUGAACCAAAUUCUCCAUCAACCAAAGUCCAGAAAGUGUCCUGUUUGUUGGGCGUAAAAGCCAGAGAGAUGUGGUUUACGGAGGAGGUAAAGGUAGCACUCCAUAAGCUCCUUGAGAGACUGAGAGAGUACACCGCCCAGGAACGCUGUCCAUUUCCACACGUCAUGCGGACAGGUGCAGUGUUUCUUCCCAUGCUGGUGGUGAAGGAGUUGCUGUUCCCAACAGUCCAGGGCACCUUGAUUGACCAAGUCCUGCAGGAGCACAAAGUGGAGCUGCGGCCCACCACACUCUCCGAAGAAAAGAUCCUCAUCCAGCUUCAUAAACGAGCCUGUUCCUCCAGGCUCAGGAGACUCAUGUCCCUCAAACACUUGCCAAACAUCUACGCUGACGUGGUCAACCUUUUGUAUUACACCUGUGUCUGCAAACAUCUGGGAUUAGAUAUGGAUGAUUCUGCCACUAAAGAAAAAGAUGAAGACUGUGAGGAGACUAUGAGUAGGACUCCAGUAUUUUAUCACAUCGCUGCGUCACCAGCCUCACCUGCAGAGCCCACACAGAGACCUUCGAUGGACCAGGAAACCAAAUCUAAUUUGAACAAAAACAGGACAAAAAGCAGGGUGAAAAGCAGUUCUAGGCGCAUGUUUCUCGACAAUAGUUUAUCAGAUAAGGAAGAGGCAGAUGACAAAGUAAGUCAAAGUGUGCUGAAUGCAUUUAGUAAUAGUGGCCAUCAUUCUGAAGGGACUGAAAAUAAAAGUGACGGUAUGGAUUCAGAGCAGGAUUCUUCACCCAUUCCACUAAGCGCUGAGAAUUUGUGGAUGUGUCCUUUAAGUUUGGACGAGCUUUCUUCAUUUCCCAGCGACCCAGAAACAGAAGAAUCCUCCAGUUCACGGCCUAUUCAGUCCUCAGGACUAGCCGAAUCUCCGGUUAGAUCCAACAGUUGUUCAGGUGUGAUUCUUAAGCUAAGGAGGAUGUUUAGCGAUGGUAUGAACAGAAAAAAGGCCCACUACCAGGCAAUCUCAGACUCUGGGACAUUUGCUGAUCCUUCCCUCAUGCAAACUGAUGAUGGGGAGAAAGAAGCGAGUAGCGAGGUUGGCCUUUGCAGAAGAACACCGAAAGUAACCCACAGGUGGCAGAGAAAAGGAGGCUUCUCUCAUGCCUUAAGACCCCUUAGAAGCUCUUCUAAAAGAAAACUCAGAUCGCUGUUAAAGAUCAAAUACUGUCCCUACUUGUCUGCCUGCCACAGCGCUGAGCACAGAAGGCGCUGGGUCCUGCGUUCAGCUGUCCAGAGAGCUCAGAGGGCCAUGAGGUUUUACUACCCAGACCUGGUGGGAAAGCGGAUUCGCCAUUUGUAUGAAGAAGAUGACAAAUCAGAAGUGUGGUACAGAGGAGAAGUGCUACGAAUCCAUGAGGCCCACACUAAUCCUCUAAAGACUAUAUUUGAGGUCAGAUAUGACAGUGAGCCCGAGUGGAAAUACUACCUGGAGCUGUUGAUAGACUAUAAAAAAGGCUGGCUAAAGAUUGAAGACUAGUAUCCCUAAACAGAUGUCUGUGUGCCAGUUUAGUUUUUGGUCACAUCACUGAGUGCAACGAUGAUGUUUUAAAUCAGUUACCCACUUUUUUUGUUUCCUUUUACACUUUUAACAGAUUGAACGUAAAUAACUGUCUUGCCUCCUCAGGAAUGAAGUUGGGCUGGAUAUUUUUUGUAUGCAGGUCAGGUUAACAUUCUGUCACUUGAGAAGCACAGGGUGCAUUACUUCAGUGACUGACUAUAGCCAUUGUGACAACUUUUACACAUCUGUCAAUGGAUUUUCAGGUUCGUUCCGAUAUUGGAUUGUAGUUAUGAAUUCUGAAUUUAACUUUUUUUUUAUUUUUUUAUGUCUAAGUGUCACUUAAGUUUUUGAGAAUUUAAUUGUAAACAACUGUGAAGUUAAAUAUUUAUUGAAAAUUUGAGUGAAGUUAGUGACUGGUAGGUUUAUUUUGCUAGUAAGAAAUGAGCAACCAAUGAAUGACAUGAAGACAUUUUUAAAAGGGUUUUACUGUCCCAACAGUGCCAACCACAUGUAUAUAGGUUUACAAUAAGAGUCCCGCUCGUGUAUGUCAUUAUAGAGAUUUUUACCUGAUGAGUGGCUGGAGUUGUGUGUGUAACUGUAGCUGGACAGGCAUUAAUGCAGUUCUGUACUAAGCUGCUCAAGAAGUCUUUUAAAAGACAAAGUCAGAAGUGUCCCCAAGCCGAUGUUUUGAAACCACUGGUAACCUUAAGACUUUCAUUUUAUUUUAGUAUAAUUUCCUUACACGUCUGCAGAUUGAAUUGUUAACAUUAUCACUUGUCUUUUUUUUAAUAAUAAAUGAUAGUAAUGUUUUAUGAAAUGUUUUGACCCUUUGACUGACUUACCUGAGUUUCAUGAGGUUUCUUUAUUAUCAAAGAUAAAUUUCACAUGGGCAAAUCUUUACCACUGCCAGCUACACAUUAACAUUUCACCAUGAUUUUGAAAACAAAAUAAGCAGUUGAUUUUUUUAUUUUUUUGUAAACAUGGCCUUUGAAAUAUAACAGCACCUCAAAUAAAAAACAAAUGGUGUUUUUGUCCCCACCGUGUGGCAGAAUCUUUAAUUGCAAGAUUCUGCUUGUCAAAAGUCCUGCUGAGUUGGAAACUAACUCCAGUAAUGGGUUUAGCUUUUACAAGUGACUACCACAAUACACAGUGGUACUCUUCUUCAGGACACAGUAAAAAAAAAAAAAAAAGUUGCCACAGCAAAAACAUUGUGUCCAUUAUCAAACAACCACCCAUGCCAGAACGAUGUUUGCAACAUUUUGCACUUUAAUAUUUUCUCCAAAACAGACAACUAAUUUUUCCCACAUUUUUACACUAAUAGGAAAUAAAACACCUUUGAUAGCAUAAAGAAAAGAUAUGUAGAAAAGUAUUAAAAGUUUUUUGGAUGUCUCAAUUUAAUGUAAGUAGCUGCUUCUGUUGAAAUGUUCAUGAACUACUAGCAGACACAAUGGAAACAGAGUGAGCCCUGGAGAGCAUAUUAGCCUAAUGAUCACAGCUACAGCUGGUGUGUUACCUGCAAGACAACAGCCCAUCCUUUGUUAUUAUCCAUUCAACUUAUGUCAUUGGUUUGUGACUUGAGAGACAAAAUGAAUUCAAAAGUAACAUCAUACAAACAACCACCUGAUCUUUAUCAUACAAUCUGUAAGUAAAAGUGGUGCAUAAAAGCUAACAUUUUGCCUAAAAUCAUCAUUAUUCAAUGAAAGUUACCAAAUUAAUUUCACCCAAUGCUGGAAGACACAACUCUGUAAAGGCCUGUAGUACACUACAUCGCAAAAUACAUAGCGCAGAAAUGCAUCAUGGAUGGUUGGGUAAUUAAUAUGAUUGAGACCAAACCUACUCUAAUGACUCACACAGUACUCCCAAAAAUGAGAUUUCUCAUGACAUUUAUUCAAAUAAACAAUACAGUUUAUAAUUUGCUAGGAUAAAAUAAUAAGUUUGAACACAUAAGAAGCAUGUGGGAAUGAAUUCCCCAAAGAUCUGAAACUGGAUUAAAGGAUGUGUUUUAAUGAAAGCUGACACUUUGGUGUCAUCUUCUGACUUGCAUCAGUGCCUGUAUAUUCAUGUCCCCUCCAGUCAAUCUUGUGAAGACUGCCAUAUUGCAGAGACAUGAACGAGCAUUUACAAGCAGAGAGCCUGACAACCAGAACAACCACCACAUUGAACAAUGCAAAACCUGGAGGGGCACUGACAUUUCCAUGUCAAAUCCUCAAUCCGUGUGCGAAAAAUACAGUCUUUAAUGCAAAAGCAUAACAGCGUUAUAAACAGUCCUACAACCUUUAGAGGUUUGCCCUAUAUUCCUCAUCUGCCUAAGGAUCACGCAAGUCCAUCUGGGUAGCAUGGUUUAAAGCAAUGUUCUGUCUCACUGCAAGGGUAAGAGAUCUCUUCAGAGAGGCACGGCCACCAUCAGCCCCAUGCCAUCCAGGUAUCCCUUGCAAGAGUGAUGCAGAUGCCUGACCCUGUUUGACAGUGAUCCAGCCAAUUAGCAGCACUACAAAGCUGUGCUGUCAGUACAUUCUAUUACCCUCAUUCAAUCCCCAAGGUGCAAGCUGAGCUUUAAGAGGGCUACCUCAAGCCACGUCGGGAAAGAGAGAGAGAGAAAAAAAAA